Molecule: messenger RNA, 4338 nt
Organism: Megalobrama amblycephala (Wuchang bream)
Lineage: Eukaryota; Metazoa; Chordata; Actinopteri; Cypriniformes; Xenocyprididae
Gene: angptl1a
Product: angiopoietin-like 1a
Exons: 5
Coding region: 404-1846 (480 amino acids)
Biological process (GO): cell surface receptor protein tyrosine kinase signaling pathway
Source: RefSeq, a predicted model, not a curated record
UGCUGUCCGAGAGUUCCUCAGUCUCCAAAAAGCAGCUGAAGGGUUCCAGAGCCAUGCCACUGCCCCAGAUCCCAUGAACCCUAAGACAGGAGCUCACUACUGGGAUAAGCAGGGUCCUGGACAUUGGGGAUCCAAAACCGUGGGAGCUUUGAGGCCUUAAUAUCCUGGGAUACAAGAGAUGUGUGCAGCUUUAAGGACUUUCAGAGAGCCACUGGGAGAAUAAGGAAUCACGGAAGACACCAAGGACUGGUGAACCACAAGGAUCUCAACAGAAAACAGACAGCAAUAAAGGUCAGAAGACACCUGGGUGAAGAAUUUGAUUUACCACUGUCUGGAGGUUGAGGAAGAGAAAACAGAAGAAAAAAGCUACCAAAAAGUAGGUGAGGCGAUAACAGAAGCAAUCAUGAGAUGCGUAACAUGGUGCAUGGGCAUCAUGCUCUGCCUCUCCAUCUGCUUGCUCAGCAAGUGCCACUCAGGAAAUGAACUCAUGCAAUCUCGAAAACGGCGAGCACCUGCCGAUGACUCCAAGAAAUGUUCCUACACUUUCCUGGUGCCCCAACAGAAAAUCACAGGCCCGAUCUGUGCCUCAGCCACCGGACCUGAGCCAGACAAAGACCGGGUGACACGUAUGGACAUUGCUGAUGUGCGGGAGGUCCUUUCCAAGCAGCGACGAGAGAUUGAAAUGCUGCAACUAGUGGCGGAUGUGGAUGGGAACUUGGUAAAUGAGAUGAAGCUUCUACGCAAAGAGUCUCGUAACAUGAACUCCAGAGUGACGCAGCUCUACAUGCAGCUGCUUCAUGAAAUCAUCCGCAAGAGGGACAACUCCCUGGAGCUGGCACAGCUGGAGAACCGCAUAUUGAAUGUCACCACGGAGAUGCUCCGACUGGCCUCCCGUUACAAAGAGCUGGAGCUGCGUUUCGCAGGCCUUGCUGCCACAGUCAACAACCAAUCGGUGCUCAUCGCUGCCCUGGAGGACCGCUGUCUCCGUGGAUAUGGACGUCAAGAUCUGCCAGCAGUGCCGCCGCUGGUGCAGGUGGUACCAGAGAGCAUUCCAGCCAACAACAACCGCUUCACCAAUGAGAUUCAGAGAGACAACAACAACCGAGCAUAUCCUCGAGGAUCACGAAUGGACGCCCCAACACCCGACCCACUGGGAAUCCCACCACCCCCACAGGGCACCCUCACCUCAGAUGGCCCGUUCAGAGACUGUUUCCAGGUGCGGCAGGCGGGGCACAGCACCAGUGGGAUGUAUCUGUUGAAGGCAGAGGGUAGUGAUAGACUGAUUCAGGCCUGGUGUGAACAUAAAUUAGACAAUGGAGGCUGGACCGUUUUUCAGCGAAGGAAAGAUGGCUCAGUCAACUUCUUCAGAAACUGGGAGAACUACAAGAAAGGCUUUGGGAACAUAGAUGGAGAACACUGGCUGGGCUUGGAGAACAUCUAUAACCUAGCCAAGCAGGGGGACUACAAAUUGCUGGUGGAGCUGGAGGACUGGGUUGGGAAGAAGGUCUAUGCAGAGUACAGCAGUUUCCAUCUGGAGCCUGAAAGCGAGGCCUUCAGGUUGAGACUGGGCACCUACCAGGGCAAUGCCGGAGACUCCCUCACAAGCCACAAUGGAAAACCCUUCACAACGCUUGACCGGGAUAAAGACGCCUUUACAGGCAACUGCGCUCAUUUCCACAAAGGCGGCUGGUGGUACAACGCGUGUGGUCAAACCAAUCUGAACGGAGUGUGGUACUCCGGCGGUGUGUAUCGCAGCAAGUUCCAAGAUGGGAUCUUCUGGGCGGAGUAUGGAGGCGGGUUUUACUCGCUCAAAACGGUCCGUAUGAUGAUCCGGCCAAUAGACUGAGGUUCGCCCAGGACCUCACCCUCAUAUCAAACCCGAAUGAGUCUAAAUUGCUUGAAUGUACUCAUAACUCACUUCAGCACUUAUUUAUAAUCACACAUUCAUGUUUAUGAGGAUUGACAUGUAUAGCACAGUAUAGUCGUCAUUGGUACCAACAGAAUUAAAAAUCAUGAAAAGGAGGAGUUAAAGGACAUGCGUUUAUCCAGACUCGUACAACGAUGCCCUUUGGUCUGUUGAACAGUCCAUCGAAAUGCAGAGAAGACGACAUAAGAAACUAAAAGUUGGAGUCGGAUGACAACACAGUCAACUUCAGGGUCUCCUGCUCUUCGUUUCCUUCAUUUUUCUUUUACUGUUCUUCUUAUGUUCUUCUUCACUGCAAUAUCUUCAUUGCGGUCUGUUCCUUCUGACUCUUCCUCAUUGCUUGGACUGAUGACUUCAAACCCUCAAUCGCAGGUUUUUGUAAUCAAAGAUCUUCACAACUAACCAGGUUUUGACCUCUGGCUUUGGAGGCGUGUCUGUAACAGGACUGGCACUGGGCUGAACUGUUCGCCAGGCCCCGUCUGCAUUCGGGGGUAAUGUUGGUCUGUAAAUAUACUUCAUGUUUUAUAUUUGUUUGUUUUUGUAAGAGUUAAUUUAAGGACUCAUCUCCAAUCCGCAGUAUUCAUUUGUUAUUUAUAUAUCAGUGAUCUGUAUUUAUGACAGUUAUAAUCCUUAAAUCAUCUAUUUAUCCCUGAUUAUGAUGUACCAUUGUGGUUUUGACAAACUUUUGUAUACUUUUACCAAAAGAGAGCAAAUAUUACAUCCAGGGUUGUAGCCACCAUGGAAAUUGAAAGGAACAUGACCCCCAACAUCCAGCUUAGAGGUCGAUCAAUAUGCAUUUUCAAUGUCUAAAUUUUAAAUUCAAUGUUAUUUCUGCAAUAAUAUAGUAUAUUUUCAAGUGAAAUUAGAUAUUCAGCAAAAAAAUCCAGGGAAGGACUUGACUUAAUUUGGUGGGAGUUGACUGGACUGUAAAAAAGUGGACGUUAAAGGGAUAGUUCACCUAAAAAUGAAAAUUAUCCCAUGAUUUACUCACCCUCAAGCUACCUAGGUGCAUAUGACUAUCUUCUUUCACACAAACACAGAUAUGUUUAAAAAUAUUCGUAGUCCUCCAAGGUUUAUAAUGGUUGUAAAUGGGGGGCCACGUUUAAGUCAAAAAUAAUGCAUCCAUCCAUAAUCCAUACGACUCAGUUGGUUAAUAAAGGCCUUCUGAAGCGAAGCAAUGCAUUUGUGUAAGAAAAAUAUCCAUAUUUGAAAAUUUAAAAAAUCAUCUAAGCUUACACUACUCCUACAUCCUGCGUCAUACGCUGCGUCAGAGGAUUACUUAUUUGGCGCAAAUCAACUGCGUAGGUUCGUCUGUUAAAUAUGGAUAUUUUUCUUACAAAAACGCUUCGCUUCACAUCAGAAGGCCUUUAUUAACCCACGGGGGUCGUAUGGAUUACUUUUAUUGUUAUGAAUGGAUGCAUUAUUUUUUUACUUCAAAACAGGCACCCCCAUUCAUAACCAUUAUAAACCUUGGAGGACUAAGGAUAUUUUUAAAUUUAUCUCCGAUUGUGUUCGUCUGAAAGAAGAUAGUCAGAUACACCUAGGACGGCUUGAGGGUGAGUAAAUCAUGGGAUAAUUUUCAUUUUUGUGUAAACUCUUUAAAUUCUAUAAUGGAGCCAAACCAAAUAUAAGUUUGUUAAAACAUGUGGUUAAGAUUAUCCAACAGUUUGUGUGGCCUCAGUGAGAGACAAACUCGUUUCAGAGUAUUAUGAGCAAAUUAUUAUAUUUUAAAUUAAGCUUUCGGAACUCAAGAAUUGGCUUCCUUUUAAUUAAUGAGUUGGAAUUUUAAGUGAAUUGGUCAUGCUUCAGAGGAAUUGGAAUUUAUUGAACAAAAGUUAAUUUAUUAAAUAAAGUAUAAAACCCUUCAAAAGGCAUAUAGACUUUUAUAACUAUCAGACAAGGCUUGGUCAAGCCAUCAUUCAAAGCUUGUCUUGUCGUCUUUUCUUCCUUUUCUAGCAACAUUUGUAGUAAUAAUAUGGGUUUCUUUGAAUUUCAGUUCAUAUUAAUUGUACUUCUUAAAAUUCAGAUUGCAAUUCUGUAUAGUGUUAGUGCAACCUUAGUGAAAUCAGAGGUAAAUAGCAAAAUGAGCUAAUUAUUACAUUUGAAAUGAAAGAUGAAUUGGUCACAAAAAGACCAUGAAUGAUAAUUUUGUAAGUAAAUGUGGUCGAUUUUGAUUUCAUGUUGACUUUUUCAUUUGGUCCCCCAAUCUUCAGUAUUUGGUUACACCAUAAAACAACAAAACAAAAAAACAUUUGAACUUUGCAGAAUUUAUGAAAACACGCGAACUGAUUUACUCCAUUGACUUAUGCCCGAAUGUAAUUUUGGUACGAACGCAAUGAAAAACAUUUUUGUUUAAAUGAUCUCUGAAUCCACUCUUAACGCUGCAACACUGAAUAAAACAGCGUCCAAAAGUC